AUGCUUCAAGGAAUUUAUCGUCUUUUCAUAUUGAUUUAUCUGCUAACCGUCGCGUGCGAAGUCACCCGUCAGCAGCCACUUGAGCAACCGGACGGAGCGCUGCCCGACGCGGUAAAGGAACCAAUACCGCCGAUCUAUAACACACCACCACAACCACCGGUAAAAAUUUUACGCGAAGCCAGCCCCAUCACGGAACGGGAAAGCAUGAAAGUGUCCGACGAAUUGCAGCAGUCAGCGUCGUACACCUACAGCUACUACCGGCCGGUCUAUUAUCCUGGCGUGUACUAUUCGUACUAUCCAAGGCAUCGCUGGUAUAGUCCGUACUAUUACUACAACUGGUGGUAUUACUGA
Molecule: messenger RNA, 351 nt
Organism: Anopheles marshallii
Lineage: Eukaryota; Metazoa; Arthropoda; Insecta; Diptera; Culicidae
Exons: 2
Coding region: 1-351 (116 amino acids)
Source: RefSeq, a predicted model, not a curated record